This is a messenger RNA of Mya arenaria, 849 nucleotides long. RefSeq names its product G-protein coupled receptor Mth2-like. Gene Ontology annotation, biological process: cell surface receptor signaling pathway; G protein-coupled receptor signaling pathway. Gene Ontology annotation, molecular function: G protein-coupled receptor activity. The record is from RefSeq and is a predicted model, not a curated record. The coding region runs from base 1 to 849 and encodes 282 amino acids. Gene Ontology annotation, cellular component: membrane. Lineage: Eukaryota; Metazoa; Mollusca; Bivalvia; Myida; Myidae. The transcript has a single exon.
AUGUCUAUGUUAAGUUUAUUAAUGGUGAUUACGACACACGGUUUAUUCAGAUCUCUGCGGACUAUUCCUGGGUGGAACAAUAUUCUUUUAUCAGUAUGUCUUUUGUUCGCGCAAAUUUUGCUUCAAUAUUCUGCAUCAGUCGACCGAAAUAGCAAGUUUCAUAACUGCCUCGUUAUAGGCAUUCUUUUACACUUCACCUGGCUCGCUACAUUUUUCGCCAUGAACGUUUGUUCAUUUCACAUGUAUUAUGUGUUUUCGUCCAAAGCGUUAACAACCUCACACAGCAACACUAAACGAACGCUAUUCAAAUAUAUUGCAUGGGUCGUUGUAAUGCCUAAAAUUAUUAUAGCAGCGGUUAUUGGUAUCAACAUGGCCGCUUCGAAUUCCCUCGGUUAUGGAAACACCGUUUGCUUUCUCGAUACUAUAUAUGAUGUUGCCUUUGGUUUCAUUACUCCUGCUUGUUUGAUAUUUGUUUCGAAUUUUGCUUUCUUUUUAAUUACAUUUUGCAAGAUUCACAGGUCCCCAACACUACAGAGCAACAUGGAAGGAAGACGCGACCUCGUUAUCUAUCUAAAACUUUGCACCAUCACCGGUCUGGCUUGGCCUUUACUUUUGGUCGACGCAAUCUUUGAUUUAUCAUGGUUUUCGUUUAUUGCUGUAACUGUGAACGGGCUUCAAGGCUUCUUUAUAUUUUUGGCUUUUGUGUGUAACGAACGAGUACUGAAUUUGUACACUGGCUCUCUCCGCCGAGAUUCAUCGUCACAAACAACCACGAAAGGCAAUCAGAUAGUGUCAAGGUCUAACACUAUACGUUCAAGAUCAUUAAAGCUUAAAAAAUAUAAUGACUAA